Molecule: messenger RNA, 1378 nt
Organism: Physcomitrium patens
Lineage: Eukaryota; Viridiplantae; Streptophyta; Bryopsida; Funariales; Funariaceae
Molecular function (GO): nucleic acid binding
Source: RefSeq, a predicted model, not a curated record
UGCCGUUUUCUUCUCCAGGAGUGAUUUGAAGCGCUUUUAGAAGGAAUAGAUUUUGUUGUUUUUGGAAAACUUUUCGGUGGAGUUUCGAUUACUUGGGAGGGAUUGCAUGUUGGUGCGAUUGGGAGAGGAAUCCAGAGGGAGGAGGAGUUGGUGGUGUUUGCCUUUUAGGGUUUUUUCCCGUGAUGGAGUGAAAAUGCCCGAGUGACUAUGGCAUAUGUGGGAUUGUACAGAUGGAGAAAGUAGGUGGUGUUUUCAAGUGUUAAUGGGCGAGGUCAACGUUGGGUUUUUUGUAGAUUUGAUGCAGUCACGGUUUGGGGGCUUUUCGAAUUUGGCAUUUUGUAGGACGUGUUUGUAGAUAGUCAUGGAUCCUUCCAGACGGCAGGGUGGUGGUUAUGCAGUGUUCGCGCAAGAGCAACGGCAGAGAGAGCGUGAACAGGCGUAUGAAGAUUCGUUGGCUGAUGAUCUGGGUGAAGAAUUUAGGCUGCCUAUCACUCACCGGCCUGUAGAAAAUUUGAACACGGAAUUCCUUGAGCAGGCCUCAGUCCAUACGUCUCUAUCCUCGUCCAACAUUGGAUUUCGCCUCCUCCAGAAGAUGGGGUGGAGAGGGAAAGGGCUUGGUAAAAACGAACAAGGUAUUGUUGAACCAAUCAAAGCUGGUGUUCGAGACGCAAAGCUUGGAGUGGGGAAGCAAGAGCAAGAUGACUUUUAUACAGCAGAGGAAAACAUCCACCGCAAAAAACUUGACGUGGAAGUGGAAGAAACAGAGGAACUGGCUAAGAAACGUGAGGUUGUCGCUGAGCGUGAAACGAAAAUACAAAAUGAGGUGAAAGAGAUUCAUCGCGUCUUUUAUUGCGAACUCUGCAACAAGCAGUAUAAGCUGGCUACCGAGUUUGAAACACAUCUCAGCUCUUAUGACCACAAUCACAAAAAGCGUUUCAAGGAGAUGCGUGAAUCCCAAGGGGGCCGAAAUAGGGAUGAGCGACAAAAGAGGGAGCAAGCUCGUGAAGAGAAGGAGUUGGCUAGAUUUGCUCAACUGGCUGAGGCACAACGCCUACAGAUGGAGGCUAAAGCUGCUGGAAGCAGUGGGACAAUGGAAAUUGUACAAGAGCAACGUCCCACUUUGAAAUUUGGCUUUGGCUCUAAACCAAUUGCUUCCAAGAUGUCGAUGGGGCUUGCUAUAAAAAAGACCAAAGUGGCCUCCAAAGUCGCAUCUGUGUUUAAGAAUGAUAGUGACGAAGAAACUUAGUUUAGCACCUUUGUACAGUAACCUCCUUGAAAAUGGCGAUGCCGAAAUAUUUCUUUCUCCAUCAUGUACCAAGAGUUGGUUUGGAACUUUGGUAGUAAAUGCUUCAGCGUGAAGCUGAGUUUAUGCACUGGA